AUGGAUUCUGUAAACUACAUAGCUAGACUGAAUGAAUACGCACAAAAAGAGCGACUGGAGCUGAAGUAUGAGGAAGUUGGAUGUGUUGGACCUGACCACAUUAGAACGUUUACUUUAAAAGCUGUUGUGAAUGGAAAGCCAUACCCUGAAGGUGUGGGGAAGAACAAGAAAGAAGCCAAACAGAGUGCUGCUAAAAAUGCCCUGGUGCACUUAUUGAAUGAAACUUCAGUUUCUACAGGAAGCGUUGCAGAAGUUUCUUCUCCUCCGGUUCAGGUGAAAACUAAUUACAUGUGUUGGCUGAAUGAAUAUGGACAAAGUAAUAGGCUCAUGAUAAGGGCUGUGGAGAAAAUCACACCUGGACCCAAUAAUUUAUCUCAGUAUUGUAGGUUUGUGGUGGGAGACAAGGAGUUUCCAGCUGCUUUUGGGAAAACCAAGAAGGAAGCCAGGGAGGAAGCUGCCAGGCUGGUGCAUCAUGAGAUAUUAGGCAAUGAAACCUUAGAUACUGGAGAUGAUCGGGACAGUGGCACAUCAAGUCUGCCUAGUGAGGAAGUUGUCUCAGAUAUCAGUAAUCGUGCCAAGCGGUUGAGCCUGCAGUCUGAAGACAGCAUCCUUACAGAAACAAACUUCAUUGGACUGGUCAAUUCUCACUGUCAGAAGACAAGGAGCACCUGUGCGUUUGUAGAAGAUAAAAGAAUUGGCCCCCCUCAUAACCCAAUAUUUUCCUACAAGUUAUUGAUUAACAACGUGCAGUACUCCGUUGGUGAGGGCAAGAGCGUCAAGGAUGCCAAACAGAAUGCAGCUCGACUGGCCUUGUCUGCACUGAAGGAGCAGUCAGACUGGGACAGCAAGGUAGCUGGGUCUGAUGACAGCACACAAGCCAAGCAGUCCCCUCCAACAAGCACACCGGACUCUGGUCGCACAAAAUCAGGCCUGGUGACAUCAGCCACAAGCGAAUCAAUUGUUUUCAUGGAUCCAUCAAACCCAGCCAAAGAUCAGGCGAUAAGUCCAGUUGUGAAGCCUAAAAUAAAAAUUGCUGCAAUUUUUCCAAAUGUCAAAGAGAAAAGUAAAGAGGACAUAAUAAAUUUCAAAACCAAUCAGAGAGGAAAUCUUCAGAGUGUAAAAUCACCAACUCAGACAGUUUCAAGUUUCAGCAGAUUUGCAACAGACUACGAAUCCAUAGAACAGCUCGAUAAAGGAGCUUUUGGUCGUGUUUUUAAGGCGAAACGUAAACUGGAGGGAAAAUAUUAUGCUGUAAAGAUUGUGCGCUACAAAGAAAAAACUCUGGAGGAGGUGAAGGUGUUGUCAGAGCUGAAUCACUGUAACAUCGUUCGGUACCACUCCUGCUGGCUGGAGGACACGGCCUACCAGUGGGACGCUUCCACUGACAGCAGCAGCGCUUCACAGUCUAGCACUGACCAGUUUAUGAAGUAUCUCUACAUUCAGAUGGAGUUGUGUGAGAUUAAAACACUGCGGGUUUGGAUAGACGAGAAAAACAUCCAGAACCCUAAAAAAUCCCUCAGAGACUCCAGGAGAAGAGAAGAGAGUGUGGAUAUUAUGGUGCAAAUGGUCAGCGGAGUCGAGCACAUUCACACCAACAAGCUCAUCCACAGAGACCUGAAGCCCGCUAACAUCAUGUUCAGCCAGAACGGCACAGUGAAGAUCGGAGACUUUGGUCUCGUCACGUCUGAGAUUGAAGAUGAUGCAGAGAACCAGAAGGAGAGAAGAGGGUAUAAAGGAACUCCAUCUUACAUGGCGCCUGAGCAGAAGGAACGGAGGCUUUAUGAUCGGAAGGUGGACAUAUUUGCUUUGGGGCUUAUAUUUUUUGAACUCCUUUGGAACAUACCCACUAUCCAUGAGAAAGAAAAGAUGUGGACAGAUGUCAGAAACCAAAAGUUUCCUAAACCAUUUCCGUGUCAUUUUUCUCAAGAGAGCCAAAUGAUAAAAUCGAUGCUGUGUGAAAAACCAGAAGAACGACCGGAAGCAAGUAAAAUAAAAACAGAUUUAGAGGAGCACAAACGUUUGCUUGCAGAGCUUAAAAUCAAGCAGCUUGACAGCAAGACAGUAAUCUGAUUACUUCACUGACACAUUUGGAGCCCUGACAAGGAUCAAUUAUUCAUUUAGUGACCAGUUAUGUUGGACUCAGAAGUUUUUUAACUAAUGCAGUGAAACUGCUUUAAAGAUGAAAUAUAUUUCUAAAUGCUUGAGCUUAUUGAUUUGAUUUAAGUACAUUUGAAACGCAAGAACCUGGAAAAUCUGAACUUGAAUGUUUCAGUAUUUGCUUUUACGACAAAAUCACAUUCAUGGGAAAUACAUUUUAAUGAUAAAAAAAAACUAAAUGUGAGAGAAACUGGAUGGAAAUGUUCCACAGUAUGUAAAAUUUAAACCCUUAGAACACAACAUUUUCUGAUUGUGAAGUACAAAUAAUUAACCACAUUUGUGCCUUCGGUGUGUUCACGUCCUUGAUCCGUUAUAUACAGCACAAGUCAGAAGUUUACAUACACUUUGGAUCUGCAUGAGUGUCUUCCAUUCUGAUAUUUAUCAGAUUUAUUUGAAUCAUGUGUUUCUCGUGGUGGACUUGAUAAUAUAACUACAACUCCAGUGUUGUUUUUUGUUCUUUGUUUUUGUUUUUUUAGAUAUGACUCUUUAUUUAUUGUUAAAUUCUCUUUUAUCCAAACAGAGUCACUAUCAUACAGACUCAAAUAUAUACAUACACCCCUUCCAAUAUUUGGUUAAAUGUCUCUUAGAAAGUUAUCCCUAAACCACAGAUGUUUUGUAACCAUCAACAAACCUCUGGCAAAACUGUCUGGAUAUUUGAAUGUUCAUUUUUGCAGAAAUAGUGGAGUUUAAUUUAAACUGGUUGGUUUGUUGGCACAGACCUGGUUAAGUCUAGAAAUCUUUAACAUGGUUGAGGUCAUUGCAGGAGGUUAUUGUUAGCCUGCUUUAUUCACUCUAAGCACGUUUUCAUGUCAUGUUUGUCGAGCUGGGUCCAACCCUCUGACUCAAACUGUUAUCCUUGAGGUGUAUGAAGUAGAUACACUGUUAUUUACAAAGUAAAUGAUGGUAUGUAAAUACCAAUAUUUAUGGUAUUUACACAGAUUAUUACACAGAUGCUAGUGGUCUGUGUUAAUACAUUUUGUAUUUAAACACACCAAUAAUGAGAAUGGAGGACAAACUCCAUAUACUUGAAUUGGGGCGCCCAAGUCCAGUCUUCAAGAGCUGCUAUCCUGCAACUUUUAGAUGCAUCCUUUCUCCACCACAGCUGCAUCAAACGGCUGAAUUCUGCGGUGACUCAAACAUCAAAACGCUGCAAACACAUGAAUGAUGCAAACUCCAAAACAUACAAACACACCAAAAAA
Messenger RNA from Poecilia latipinna (sailfin molly), 3356 nucleotides. RefSeq names its product interferon-induced, double-stranded RNA-activated protein kinase-like. Gene Ontology annotation, biological process: eiF2alpha phosphorylation in response to endoplasmic reticulum stress. Lineage: Eukaryota; Metazoa; Chordata; Actinopteri; Cyprinodontiformes; Poeciliidae. The coding region runs from base 1 to 2070 and encodes 689 amino acids. The transcript is spliced from 19 exons. Gene Ontology annotation, cellular component: nucleus; cytoplasm. The record is from RefSeq and is a predicted model, not a curated record. Gene Ontology annotation, molecular function: double-stranded RNA binding; eukaryotic translation initiation factor 2alpha kinase activity; ATP binding.